UGCCGCUGCCCUCCGGACAAACGGAGCAGCGCCCCGAAACCUCGUCACGGCCUCGGCACUUGAGGGGAGCAGCGAGGCCGAGCCGUGGGAAGGGAAUAAUGCAGGGAGAUCGAUGCUCAGUUUUUUACACUUGCAUGGUGUGGCUGCUGUGGUGUGUGGUUUGGGUAGGGGGAAGGAGGGGUUUGGACACAAAUCAGUGGGUUUGUGGUCAUGUCAGGAGUUUGUGGUCCUGUCAGGGGUUUGUUGUCCUGUCAGGGGUUCGUUGUCCUGUCAGGAGUUUGUGGCCCUGUCAGGGGUUCGUUGUCCUGUCAGGAGUUCAGUGAGCUGUCAGGGCAGCGUGGGGACCAAGGUGUGUUCUGCAUGGCCCCUCACCCCAGCUGCUCCCCACAGGUGCCUCUAUGCUCUGAAGGUGGGCUGGAGGGUGUGCUGGGCCAGGGCAGAGGAGGAGGAUGAGCAGAGACACAUAGCCUUCAUCUCGCACGACAUCAGCAUGCUGCGUCUGUUUGAGACCUUCCUGGAGAACACGCCGCAGCUCACCCUGCUGCUCUACAUCGUCCUGCGGACCAACAAGGCUGAGAUUUCCCAAGGCCUGGGGAUGGUCACGGCGUUCCUGUGUGUGUCCUGGUCUCUGCUGGAUUACCACCAGUCCCUGCGCUCCUUCCUGCAGGACAAGUACGAGCUGAGCCGGAGCUCCUCCAUCGUUUACUUCCUCUGGAACCUCUUCCUCAUCUGCCCCCGCAUCCUGGCGCUGGCGCUCUUCGCCCUGCUCUGGCCCUAUGGCAUGGCUGUGCACUUCUCCCUGCUGUGGCUGGCCAUGUUCCUGUGGGUCAGCCUGCAGGGCACAGACUUCAUGGAGUCACCGGGCUCCGAGCAGCUUUACCGGGCCAUGGUGGCUGUGAUCCUCUACUUCAGCUGGUUCAACGUGGCACAGGGCAGGACGCUGCACCGCAGCAUCAUCUACCACGGCUUCAUGCUGGUGGACAGCACCCUGCUGGGCCUGGCCUGGCUCUGGGGCCGGCCUCCUGAGGAGGAGGAGGAGCACUCAUACCUCAUCCCUGUGGUGUCUGCAGCCCUGCCCUGCUACCUGCUGGGGCUGGGGCUCAGGGUCACCUACUACAAAUGGCUGCACCCCAACGUGCGGGUGCGGCAGGAGGGCAGAUAUGACGAGGUGGAUGCCAAUGGAGGAGGGGAUGGGGUGGAGUUUCGCUCGUUUUUGGAACCAGACCUGGUCAACAGGCGGAUGCAGUGGCUGGCCCAGAGCCACUUCUCCUUGUCCCAGCCAGCACAGCAGCACUUCCUGAAUGGAGAUGCUGCUGUGGAGUCUGCUGUGUGAGGGCAGCUCCUCUAAAGGGACAUCGGGGGGAGGUACACUUGUUGGUGUGCCCCUGGUUGUGCCCCCCAGGCUGUUGUUUUGGACAGCUGGAGGGAGCUGGCAGAAACCGGGGGUGGUGUGCAAACACCCAGUGAGUCCCAUGGCACUCAGCAUGGCUCCCAUGGCUGUACCCUCGGGGAAAGCCACAGUGUGGGGAGUCCAGCACAUUGUAGCAUCUGGCUGCACUGCUCUGUCUACUUUUCUUGUUAUUUAUUUGUAGCUUUUUCAAAAAAAGAAAAAUGAAAACAAGAGCACUGGUUUA
Messenger RNA from Zonotrichia albicollis (white-throated sparrow), 1634 nucleotides. RefSeq names its product XK related 8 (gene XKR8). Gene Ontology annotation, biological process: engulfment of apoptotic cell; phosphatidylserine exposure on apoptotic cell surface; apoptotic process involved in development. The record is from RefSeq and is a predicted model, not a curated record. Lineage: Eukaryota; Metazoa; Chordata; Aves; Passeriformes; Passerellidae. Gene Ontology annotation, cellular component: plasma membrane.